Ruditapes philippinarum (Manila clam) is the source of this 1614-nucleotide messenger RNA. Its product is annotated as sulfotransferase 1A1-like. The record is from RefSeq and is a predicted model, not a curated record. Gene Ontology annotation, biological process: sulfation. Gene Ontology annotation, cellular component: cytoplasm. Bases 106 to 1023 code for a protein of 305 amino acids. The transcript is spliced from 7 exons. Gene Ontology annotation, molecular function: sulfotransferase activity. NCBI's taxonomy places the organism in Eukaryota, Metazoa, Mollusca, Bivalvia, Venerida, Veneridae.
CUGCAGUGCCUUCAGCACUUUGAUUUACACUUGAACUAUCACACAUAGAUAAUAGAGGCUUUUUUUUAAAAGUAGCGGAUCUACGGAUUCAUAAAAAAGAUAAUAAUGCCAAGACACGUAUUUAAGGACGUCCCAGACGGUGACAACAUCACUUAUGACGUGGUCGAUGAAGAAAAUGGAUACAGACAAUGUACAUUUGCAUAUCCAUUUGAAGUACAUCAGGAACUAUUCAACAAGAUACCGAUUAUAAAAUGCAAAGAUGGCGAUAAUUUUUUAGAAUCUUAUCCGAAAACAGGAACUCAUUGGCUAUGGGAGAUGAUAUAUUUGGUGAAGAAAGGGACAUGUGACAUCACAGAAGUUCAAAAAGGUCAAAAUAUGAUAGACGCCUCGCCAAUCGAAUACACCGAAAAUUUGCCACAACCAAGGGUUCUGAAUUCUCAUUUGAAAGUCAAAUACUUGCCAAAGGAUGUUAUAGAGAAAAAGUUGAAAAUAGUAUUAUUGGUAAGAAAUCCCAAGGACGUUGCUGUCUCGUUCUACAAUCAUACAAGAGGUCUAUCAUUUUAUGACUACGACGGAAAGUUUGAGAACUUCUUGCAGAUGUUCAUGAGGGGUGAAGUUGACUAUGGUUCUUAUCCCGAAUAUUUACGAGAAUGGCAGACGUUUAUGAAAGAAAAUGCAGAUGUUCCCAUUCAUCUGGUAUAUUACGAAAACCUGCAUCAGGAUUGUCAAGGGGAGAUGAAAAAGGUAUGCAAGUUUCUUGGUAACGAUGUAAGUGAUGAAGACUUGCAACAAAUCGUCUCAAACUGCCAAAUUGAUAAACUACGAAAGGGAAAGAUGGACAAAUUACCUGAAGAAAUAAAAGUAAGAAUGGGACAGAUGACCAAGCAUGACUUUUCCGUAUUUAGAAAAGGUAAGAUAGGAGAUUGGCGGAACUGGUUUACAGUAGCACAGAAUGAGGCGUUUGACAAAUGGUGGGAACAAGAAACAAGGGACAUCACUAUGUUUUCAUUUAAAUAUCGCUGAAAUCAAGGGACGUAACUUUGUUUAUUAAACAGUUAAGACAUUUAACAAAUGGUGUGAAUAAAAAAACAAGUUGUAUAACUAUAUCUUCUUUUAAAUAUUGUAUAAUUAGAACAGACCUUUUGACAAAUGGUGUAACUUAAGUCAAGGGACGUUACUAUGCUUUCACUUAAAUAUUUCUUCUGAAUUACAUGUUGAAUUAAGUCAGUUGUGUACGUAAAAAUGAACAUAUGGUAAAUUGACAUAAUUUUGUUUAUUACUACUCAUUAUAAUUUAUUAUAGACAGGUAUCAUUAAAACUAUAAUCUGUUUAUACAACAGAUGACAGUAUACAUUUCUGUGCUUCAUGCAAAGGGCAAGUAACUCGUUUUUAAAGGAAUCAUUUCCAUUCUGUUUAAAAGGAUUGAUCAUACAAUUAAGUACAAUGAUUUAUGUUGAUUCUACUUAAAGAAUGCUUUGUAAUACAUAUAUCAUUUAUUCUGUGAAUAUUACACCUUUAUAUGUACUCAGAAGUUAUAGAUUAUCCUCAUUUCAUAUAUUCUUUGUAUAUUAUAUACAUGUACCUUUAUAUGUCGUAGAAGUUAAAGAUUAUCUU